AUGGGAGCUGCAUUUCAGGGUAUAUCUACAGAUUUCAAAGGAAGAAUAAAAUAUUACAAACAUGAUUGGGUUUCUGCAUUUUCUUCUGGUGCUAGAAUAUUGGCACCAACAUUCUACAUAUUCUUUGCGUCCGCUCUUCCUGUCAUUGCUUUCGGAGAACAACUAAGCAGAGACACAGAGGGACGGUUGAGCGCAGUAGAAGCAUUGACAUCCACAGCACUAUGUGGAAUUAUUCAUUCAAUAUUUGGAGGACAACCUUUAUUGAUUUUAGGAGUUGCCGAACCAACUGUUAUAAUGUAUAGUUAUCUUUACAAAUUCAGCAUAAGCCUUCCUGCAAUUGGCAAAGAGCUCUUUUUGCCUUGGGCUGGAUGGGUUUGUGUAUGGAGUGCACUUUUCUUGAUUCUACUUGCAAUUUUUAAUGCUUGUUCAGUUAUCACAAGGUUUACAAGAGUUGCAGGCGAAUUAUUUGGCAUGCUAAUUACAGUUCUCUUUUUUCAGGAGGCUGUAAAGGGAGUAGUCGAGGAAUUCAGGGAGCCAAAAUCUGAACAUGGAGAAAAAGCUGAAUUCUAUUGGCAAUACAUUAACGGAUUGUUUGCAGUCAUUUUCGCUUUUGGAGUGCUUCUCACUUCCAUGCAGACCAGGAAAGCAAGAUCAUGGCUAUAUGGAACAGGGUGGAUGAGGAGCCUUCUUGCGGAUUAUGGUAUUCCCUUGAUGGUAGUGUUAUGGACAGCAGUAUCUUAUGCUAAGCCAAGAGGUGUUCCUAAAGAUGUUCCUAGAAGGUUGGAUUCUCCACUUCCAUGGGAACCUCAAUCUCUCUAUCAUUGGACUAUAGUAAAGGACAUGGGGAAGGUGCCGAUUCCUUAUAUAUUCGCGGGGAUUAUUCCGGCAGUGAUGAUCGCGGGAUUAUACUUUUUCGAUCAUAACGUUGCUUCCCAAAUGGCUCAACAACAUGAGUACAAUCUUCAAAAGCCAUCUUCCUACCACUAUGAUAUGCUUUUGCUUGGAAUAAUGACUCUGAUCUGCGGUCUCCUGGGCGUUCCUCCCUCAAACGGAGUCCUUCCGCAGUCUCCAAUGCAUACAAAAAGUUUGGCAGUUCUUAAGAGACAGAUGCUCCGAAAGAAAAUGGUGAAAAGUGCCCGGGAAUGCAUUAGGAUGAACAAGACCAAUUCUGAGAUAUACGGAGAGAUGCAUGAUGUUCUCAGACGAAUGGAUGCUGAGCCUACUGUAAGUAUUAUUGCUAGAGAGUUGCAGAAUUUGAGAGAAGCUGUAAUGAACCCUGACAAUAAGGAUGGAACUUCUAAAGGUUUUGAUCCUGAGAAACACAUAGAUGAGCACCUACCAGUCAGGGUUAAAGAGCAAAGAGUGUCCAACUUAUUGCAGUCCGUUCUGAUCGGCCUAUCCGUUUUAGCAAUCUCUGUUAUCAAAAGGAUACCUACCUCCGUUUUAUGGGGAUAUUUCGCUUACAUGGCAAUCGAUAGUUUACCCGGCAAUCAAUUCUGGGAAAGGAUACUACUUCUCUUUGUCACUAAGAGCCGCCGUACCAGAAUUUUGGAAGGUUCUCAUGCCUCAUAUGUGGAGACAGUACCAUAUAAAACGAUAGUUACUUUUACAGCCUUGCAAAUAUUAUACUUUGGAAUCUGUUUUGGGUUGACAUGGGUGCCAGUAGGUGGAAUCUUGUUUCCACUACCAUUCUUCCUUCUCAUUGUUAUUAGGGAACGCUUGCUUCCCAAAAUGUUCAACCCGGACCAUCUCAAAGAACUUGAUUCCUCUGAAUAUGAGGAGGUUGAGGGUGCUCCGCAACUGGUAGGAUCCAUUGUCCUUCUUUUGUUCGAUAAAUUAUUAUCUCGUUUCGGAGAAGAAGAUGAGUUCUGUGAUGCAGAGCUAUUGGAUGAGAUGACAACACACAGGGGAGAGUUGAAACAUAGAAACGUGAGCUUCGAUAGAGGCCAACGCACCUCAGUUGAUCAUGUUUGA
Messenger RNA from Arachis stenosperma, 1974 nucleotides. Its product is annotated as probable boron transporter 7. The record is from RefSeq and is a predicted model, not a curated record. NCBI's taxonomy places the organism in Eukaryota, Viridiplantae, Streptophyta, Magnoliopsida, Fabales, Fabaceae. Gene Ontology annotation, cellular component: plasma membrane. Gene Ontology annotation, molecular function: solute:inorganic anion antiporter activity. Gene Ontology annotation, biological process: monoatomic ion homeostasis; transmembrane transport; monoatomic anion transport. The transcript is spliced from 12 exons. Bases 1 to 1974 code for a protein of 657 amino acids.